ACAGCUCUUUUCUCAUUCGGUUGGUACCAUUCCCAAUAUUCCACUAAUCCACUUCUCUCUCUUGUCCUUCUCAUUCAUUAACUUCACUUAUUUCAAGAUUUCAACUUCGAAAUUUAGUUUGGACUUCAUUGGAAAUGGGGUCUGUAGAUACUUGUCCCUCACUCUUCCCUCUAUAAAUUCAAGUGGCUUUGCUUCUGAGCAGGAACCUGCUUCUGGGGUUUUCAUAUCGUCCUCCUUUGACUGAUUCAAAGAGUUAAUGGGCGAUGUGGUUUUUGAGAAUGAUAUAUCUGAAAUGCCCGUCACAGUAAGUACUUUCAACUUCACAAUUCUGCAUUAUUGCAGACCAUCUCUACUUUUUCUGUGAGUGAGUGUAUAUUUUGUAAUCUCUCCUCUAUUGUAAGUUUGUAACUCUUAUUUUUUCGCCUUCCGACUUAAUCUUCAAUCCUUUCCGCCAUCUGAUCUACAUCAACAUGUUAAAAUUCGGAAGCAGCUUCCGGUCCAUAUCUUUAAAGUUUAUAAUGAUACCGUGAGGAACACGAGUUUUCGUUUCGAUAGCUUGGGAUUCUAUUCGUCGAUGGAUGACAUUUUCACCCGUCUAUUGACAUUGGCUAGUUACAUUAGUCAUCGAUUUGUUCAAUUUAUCGAGGAUCUCGCACGUAGAGAUGCUGAUAGAUGUUCAGAUGAUUUGCUGGUCAAUUCUGCUGGACAGCAUUUAAGAUCAUUGAGACACGGUGUUUGUAAUUUUUUUGCUGAAGGUUGUUCAUCGUCUUCAAACUCUUGUAUUUCCGGUCGAAACCCUGGAAUCUGUGAAAGAGCCUCAGAGCCCGGGGAAGACGCUAGAACUGAAAUUGUAGCCGCCAAUUCCAGUUAUGCAGUAGUCCCAUUCAUCUUUAAAGGGUUACUACUGCCAUUACAUGGUUUACAAUUCGCAUGGAGGUUGGCAAUGUCUUGUUGCAGAAGCUCUGUGGCAUACGUUAGAUGUACUCAUCUUCGAAUUUGUAGCAUUGCAUCUCGAAUACAGAAAUCAUUGCGAGGCUCAUCAGAUGAUAUUGGAUGGUUGCAGCACACUGACGGCAUGCCUGGUGUGGAGGAUGGUACAGCAAGAUUUUUGGAAUUGCUUGUAGGAAUUAGGAAUGGAGAGCACCGACUUCCCAGCUCAUAUGUCUAUCUACUAAUUCCCGGCCUCUUUAGCAAUCACGGCCCCUUAUACUUUGUUGGAACUAAGAAAUUCUUUUCGAAGAUGGGUCUAGUGUGCCAUGUUGCAAAAAUUCACAGCGAGGCAUCUGUUGCACACAAUGCAUGGGAACUCAAGCAAUAUAUAGAGGAGCUAUAUUGGGGAUCCGGUAAGCGUGUUAUGCUGCUAGGGCACAGCAAAGGUGGUGUGGAUGCUGCAGCUGCAUUGUCAAUCUAUUGGUGUGAUUUAAAAUACAAAGUGGCUGGUUUAGCACUGGUACAGAGCCCAUACGGCGGCACUCCAUUGGCUUCUGAUUGUCUUCGUGAAGGCCAGGUUGCUGACAAAGAAACCCGCCGGAUCAUGGAGCUCUUGAUAUGCAAGCUAAUUAAGGGUGACAUUCGGGCACUAGAGGAUCUUACAUACGAGAAGCGAAAGGAGUUUAUCAUGAAGCACAAACUUCCUGCAGAGCAAAUUCCUCUUAUUUCCUUCCACUCUGAGGCCAGCAUUGCUCCCGGUGUCCUUGCAACAAUGACACACAUAGCGCAUGCAGAGCUUCCCUGGCUCCCCCUACCAAACUUUGGCAAUAAAGAGUCAGAUGAAAUCAUUCAAGCAGGGCGUCAGCUGCCAGUAGUGAUUCCUUUAUCUGCUGCCAUGGCUUUGACUGCACUUCAUCUCCAACUCCGGUAUGGGGAGAAGAGUGACGGGUUAGUGACCUGCCGUGACGCUGAAGUUCCAGGUUCGGUUGUGGUCAGACCGGACAGGAAGCUUGAUCAUGCCUGGAUGGUUUAUUCUACAAAGAAAAAGAACCCAGGUGAGGCUGAUGCCUCAGAAAUGUGUGAGGCUAUUCUGACUCUGCUUGUAGAGCUUGGAAAGUUAAAGGAAGAGGCAAAAGCUAUGAACUGAUCUAAUCCUUCAUACAAUUUCUUUACUUUAGCAUUUUAUUUAUGUUGUUUUUGCUUUGAUUUGCUAUACAUUGUGUUAUUUAAAUAUAUAUUCACAGCAAUCAAUGGUAAAUGAGAAAAACUACUGCCUA
This is a messenger RNA of Pyrus x bretschneideri (Chinese white pear), 2207 nucleotides long. RefSeq lists its product as uncharacterized. NCBI's taxonomy places the organism in Eukaryota, Viridiplantae, Streptophyta, Magnoliopsida, Rosales, Rosaceae. The coding region runs from base 575 to 2077 and encodes 500 amino acids. The record is from RefSeq and is a predicted model, not a curated record. The transcript is spliced from 10 exons.